Molecule: messenger RNA, 1017 nt
Organism: Funneliformis geosporum
Lineage: Eukaryota; Fungi; Glomeromycota; Glomeromycetes; Glomerales; Glomeraceae
Source: the annotation of a GenBank genome assembly
AUGCUUCUAAACAUUCCUAUAGUGGAUUAUGAUUUUGAAGACGAUAAUUUUCAUACGGAAGAAGUUCGUCAGAUAAAAUCAAGGCCUCUUAAUGAAAUGCUUUAUCAAAAGUUGGAUAAACAAACCUCAGAACUUGAAUGCUUGUGUGAACGCAUUAAAGAUUUGGAAAUACAACGAACGAAUACCCAAAAACAUCAUCAUAUCCUUCCAUCCAAAGAAUCGGCAUCUGCACCACCAUCGAUAUCAUAUCUCUCACCAAUUAAUCUUCCUCCAAUUGGUGAAUUAAUAGAUUAUCAGUCAAUAAUGAGACGUGUCGAAGAAUUAGAGAGAAAUUCGAUUUUGGCAAAUCAUGAACUUGGGAGAUUACGAAGGGAAAACGUCGACUUAAAUGAUAAAAUUCCUUUAUUGGUUCAAGUUGAAGUGAACCUUCAACUUAAGAAAUUUAAAAAAGAGAUAAGUAAAAAUUUACCCUCUUCACACCCUUCAUCCAAUUAUCUUUCCUCUCAAAGAGAUACAGAUUUUGAUCAACUUCAUACCCAAAUCAAAAAGAUUUAUGAUUAUAAGGCCAGUUUAAAAAAUAUUCGAUAUCUAAAGCAUUACUUUUCAAACGAUCAUUUAAUUCGAUAUACAAAAUCAGAACACUUUAAUUCCUUAAGUGAAAAAAUUAAAAGGUUAAUAAAUCUUCUAAUCUAUGAAAUCUUAUCAGAUGAAUUUCGAUUGGAGAGUUUAAAACUUUCACAAAAGUUGGAAGAAUACAUCAAAAGAAAUUUGAUUCCUGAAUUACCGAAUGGAUGUAAAAGUUAUACUGAAUUUGAGUAUAAUAAGGCGUUUAAAUUUUUAAGUAAAAUGCAAAAGAAGAGAGUCAAAAAAUUGGUUCGGUUAGAGAAUAAUAAUAAUAUGACUACCCCGAAAAGAUUUCUUCAAAAGCAAAAGAAAUCAUACAAAUGGUCAAAUAAUUACGCGGUUAAACAUGGUGGAUUAAUCGUUAUAUGUGCAGACGAUAUAGAGUACUAUUAG